This is a messenger RNA of Trichoderma gamsii, 1458 nucleotides long. RefSeq lists its product as hypothetical. The record is from RefSeq and is a predicted model, not a curated record. The transcript is spliced from 2 exons. NCBI's taxonomy places the organism in Eukaryota, Fungi, Ascomycota, Sordariomycetes, Hypocreales, Hypocreaceae. Bases 1 to 1458 code for a protein of 485 amino acids.
AUGACACAGAACAGAUGGCCGCUGCCCCCAGAGAUAACGGAGCGCAUUAUCGACCUGCUGUGCCUGGACCGGCGCCGCCGCUACUUCCGGUACAUCUACGCCAAUCUCCCCGGCACCGCCCAAUAUGCCGGCGUCUGCAAGGAGUGGCAGGAGCUGGUGGAGCGCCGCACGUUCCGCAACCUGCGGCUGAGCCGGGCCCGCCUCGCUGAUGUUGACCGGAUCGUAUGCCGGCGGCGUCGGACAUACGUCUGCACGGUGGACCUCAACGUGGAGCUGGAGCCGUAUGGCGCCGAGGUGUAUGGCGACUUUGAGACGGCCGAGGAGACUGCGCGCAACAGCUCCCUCUUCAGCGAGACGCUGCGGCUGUUCUUCGACAUCUUCAGCCGCUGGACGCCUGGAAACAGCGGCCUCCAUAGAGAAAGGGCGGGCAUAUCGCUGCGCAUCACAGCCUUCUCGCCUAGCGACGUGGGCCGUUGUGGCAAGGCAGAGAUGACGAGGCGAGAUGGGGAUAUCAAGAACCAUGACAUCUAUACUGACCGAUACAUCCACUCUAUCCUCCAGCUGCUCCCGGCCGCCGGUGACCUGCCAGUCGUCGAAAGCGUCUCAGAGGUAAUCUCAGGCAAGGCGCGGCACAUCUCUGCACCAGCAUGGGCGCUCAUCAUUAACAGCCUGCCUAACGCUAAGAAGAUUGGCAUUAACUUCUGGGAGAACGAGAAGAAGGAUCUGGAGCUGCGCAAACGGCUGCGGGACGAGAUUGGCGAUGCCCUCGCCCGAAUGCGCUGUCCAAACGCUGAGGUGACGCUUACAUGCAGCUACGAGGCACCAAAAGAUCACUCCAGCAUCCCACCGAUACUUACUGCGCGUGGGGUAGACGAUGCCUUUGCGCGUGGUAUGCGGACCUGGACACGGCAGCUUAAGCGGCUUUUCCUCUCGGGCGUCGUGAUCUCGCCAGAGAUGUUCUAUGCGGCGGCUUCUGACGAAGAGGAAGCGGCAAGCGAACAUCUCGAGCAGCUUGAGGUCACUUACGCAGCGGUGACACCACACGGAACGUGGCUGCUGGAGUUUAAUCCGGAAGACUCGCCGCUCGACCGCCCUUCGCCAGUGGUGGACCUUGACGAGUACCACCCAGACUCUUUGGUCAGAGAGGUGCCGGCGCCCGAGGACAUGUACGAGUACGACUUCCGGACCCGGCCGGUGGCGACCGAGAUGGAUCAUAUCCACCAAGGCGUGGCCGGGCUGUGCGGCGGAUGCCGGCAUUGCAGGAGCUGUAUCUUGUUACCUUUGAUGGGUCGAUCCAGUGGGGUCGCAGGCACCAUGCUUUCCUAUAUAAACAUGAUGCGGAUAAAGGUGUUGGCACUGCACAUUGGGGAAGCUUGCCGGGAUAUACACCGGCCGAAGACGUGGUUGAGCUUUGGAAGGAGAUGGCGGAGGUUCGAGGGCAUCAACUUGAGGUUCUGA